Messenger RNA from Sus scrofa (pig), 3226 nucleotides. It is a transcript of the gene ARAF, whose product is annotated as A-Raf proto-oncogene, serine/threonine kinase. Gene Ontology annotation, biological process: protein phosphorylation; MAPK cascade. Gene Ontology annotation, molecular function: MAP kinase kinase kinase activity; ATP binding. The record is from RefSeq and is a predicted model, not a curated record. NCBI's taxonomy places the organism in Eukaryota, Metazoa, Chordata, Mammalia, Artiodactyla, Suidae. Gene Ontology annotation, cellular component: mitochondrion; cytosol.
CGCGUGUAGCAGCGCGCCUGCGCAGAGCUGAAAGGCUCUCAGUGGGCAGGGCCAGGCCGUAUAUGGGGCUGGGGUUGUGGUGUGUCUUGCUUGGAGUCCUUCUUAAUCUCUCUAAGGUUAGGGGAAGACUUUCUUACCAGCAAUGGGGAGUGCAUGAAGACGGGGCUCACUCCUCUCUUUUCUUAUUCUGGAUCAAUGUCCGACCCACUAGGAGAAUGUUUGAGGAUCUCCCACCCCUUACUCCUCUUUAACCACUCCCAGCCUCCUUCCAGUAGCAGCAGUGGUAUGUCUGUGAGCCCUUCCUUCGUUGUCAGGGAGAGUUUGGAGCGCCCUCCACCCCACCCCCACUUUACCCCCUUGUACCUCUCAUCUCGACCAGGUCUGGUGAUGCUCCAUGUCCCUCCUUUCCCCCAUUAUCCGCUCUUCUCCCCUUUACGGUCCCUGGUGAUUCCCUAACACAUCUCCCUUCAGCAUUGUGUCUGCGGAGCCUCUGUGAACCCCCCAUCACAGUCUGCUGACUGCCAUUUGCCACCUAACACAGGGUCCGUGAGUCUACCAUCAUUACACCCCAAGGGCUUUGGGGUGCCCCCGGCGCCCUUAAGAACAUUGUUUGGUGCAAUGCCCCUUUCCCCCAAACUCAGGGCACCCUGUCUGUGACUCCUCCCACCCCACAGUAUCUGGUAACCCCUCCUCCAUGAGAAAGCCAGGACAGCCUGUUCAUGUCCAUUAUGUACCUGACACGCCCCAGUGCAGUGCAUGCUGACUUCCCCGUUAGUCCCCAGCCCAGAGACUUCGUGUGCUCCUGUGGCCUCCAGGACAGUGUGUGCUGCCUCUCUUUAUGUCCUAACCCCCACCCCACCCCGCCCUAUGCAGUGAAAUGGAGACCUUGGCACUUAAGGGAGCCCCAUGGCACCUGCCCAGCCCCACCUGAGCCCGUCUUGACAAAGUCCUAGGCUCCAUGGAGCCACCACGGGGCCCCCCUGCCAACGGGGCCGAGCCGUCCCGGGCAGUGGGCACCGUCAAAGUGUACCUGCCCAACAAGCAGCGCACGGUGGUGACUGUCCGGGAUGGCAUGAGUGUCUACGACUCUCUGGACAAGGCCCUCAAGGUGCGAGGUCUCAAUCAGGAUUGCUGCGUGGUCUACCGGCUCAUCAAGGGGCGAAAGACAGUCACCGCCUGGGACACGGCCAUUGCCCCCCUGGACGGCGAGGAGCUCAUUGUGGAGGUCCUCGAAGAUGUCCCCCUGACCAUGCACAAUUUUGUACGGAAGACAUUCUUCAGCCUGGCCUUUUGUGACUUCUGCCUUAAGUUUCUGUUCCAUGGCUUCCGCUGCCAAACCUGUGGAUACAAGUUCCACCAGCAUUGUUCCUCCAAGGUCCCCACAGUUUGUGUCGACAUGAGUACCAAUCGCCGACAGUUCUACCACAGUGUCCAGGAUUUGUCCGGAGGCUCCAGACAGCAUGAGACUCCCUCGAACCGCCCCCUGAAUGAGCCGCUAACCCCUCAGGGUCCCAGCUCCUGCACCCAGCACCGCGACCCUGAGCACUUCCCCUUCCCUGCCCCGGCCAAUGCCCCCCUGCAGCGCAUCCGCUCCACGUCCACCCCCAACGUCCACAUGGUCAGCACCACCGCCCCCAUGGACUCCGGCCUGGUCCAGCUCACUGCCCAGAGUUUCAACACUGAUGCUGCUGGUAAUAGAGGUGGUGGCGACGGAGCCCCCCGGGGGAGCCCCAGCCCAGCCAGCGUGUCCUCGGGGAGGAAGUCCCCACAUUCCAAGUCGCCAUCUGAGCAGCGGGAGCGGAAGUCCUUGGCCGACGACAAGAAGAAAGUGAAGAAUCUGGGGUACCGGGACUCGGGCUAUUACUGGGAGGUGCCCCCCAGUGAGGUGCAGCUGCUGAAGAGGAUCGGGACGGGCUCGUUUGGCACCGUGUUUCGCGGGCGGUGGCAUGGCGAUGUGGCCGUGAAGGUGCUCAAGGUGGCCCAGCCCACAGCCGAGCAGGCCCAGGCCUUCAAGAACGAGAUGCAAGUGCUCAGGAAGACGCGGCACGUCAACAUCUUGCUGUUCAUGGGCUUCAUGACCCGGCCCGGCUUUGCCAUCAUCACACAGUGGUGCGAGGGCUCCAGUCUGUACCACCACCUGCACGUGGCCGACACACGCUUCGACAUGGUCCAGCUCAUCGAUGUGGCCCGGCAGACUGCCCAGGGCAUGGACUACCUCCAUGCCAAGAACAUCAUUCACCGAGAUCUCAAGUCUAACAACAUCUUCCUACACGAGGGCCUCACGGUGAAGAUCGGGGACUUCGGCCUGGCCACAGUGAAGACGCGGUGGAGCGGGGCCCAGCCCUUGGAGCAGCCCUCGGGCUCCGUGCUGUGGAUGGCGGCUGAGGUGAUCCGGAUGCAGGACCCGAACCCCUACAGCUUCCAGUCUGACGUCUAUGCCUAUGGGGUGGUGCUCUACGAGCUCAUGACCGGCUCGCUGCCUUACAGCCACAUUGGCAGCCGUGACCAGAUUAUCUUCAUGGUGGGCCGUGGCUAUCUGUCCCCGGACCUCAGCAAAAUCUCCAGCAACUGCCCCAAGGCCAUGCGGCGCCUGCUGUCUGACUGCCUCAAGUUCCAGCGGGAGGAGCGACCCCUCUUCCCCCAGAUCCUGGCCACGAUUGAGCUGCUGCAGCGGUCACUCCCCAAGAUUGAGCGGAGUGCCUCGGAACCCUCCUUGCACCGAACCCAGGCUGAUGAGUUGCCUGCCUGCCUACUCAGCGCAGCCCGCCUUGUGCCUUAGGCCCCACCCCCAGCCACCAGGGAGCCAAUCUCAGCCUGCCACGCCAAGGAGCCCUGCCCACCAACCAAUCAAUGUUCUGUCUCUGCCCUGAUACUGCCUCAGGAUCCCCCAUCCCCGCCCUGGGAGAUGAGGGGGUCCCCAUGUACUUUUCCAGUUCCUCUGGAAUUGGGGGACCCCCCAAAGACUGGGACCCCUGCCUCCUCCAUAAUUGGGUUUGUUCUUGGCUUUGGGGAUACUUAUAAAUUCAGGGGCUCCUCCAUCUCCAAUGGCUGGGAUUUGUGGCAGGGAUUCCACUCCGAGCCUCUCUGGAAUUUGUGCCUGAUGUGCCUUCCACUGGAUUUUGGGGUCCCCAGCACCCCGUGUGGAUUUGGGGGGGUCCCCUCUGUCUCUCCCUCACCAUUCAAGGACUCCCCUGUUUCUUCACCAAGAAGCACAGAAUUCUGCUGG